CUUCGGACCUGGGGGUGGGGGGCGGUGUUGGGGUUGAGGGCAUUUGUUGCUAUGCUUUUGGAGAUUCUGCUUUAUGCCAAUUGGACCAAAACGAAGUCGUGUCUCCUCUCAGCCAAUGGGCACUCUGGUCACGAGGGCCUUUUCUCAGAAAAAGAGAGACGGGCAGAAAUGCUCGCGACGCAAGGAUAAUUGUCUGACGUUAAAACAGUUAAGUUUAAAAUGUUCGUGUUUCCUCUCGUGAAAGUCCAAUAAUGAAGCACUAAAGAUUGGUCCAGAGCUCAAAAUGGACGGACACCAGAGCAGAUCAGUGACUUCGCUGCAGCAGACACGUCAACGCCAGACGGGUGUUAGUGGUGUAGGCAGUGGUCGAAUGCCAGCGUCCUUUGCUCCAAUGGCUCCACGUCCAGGACAGGACAGCACAUCCUACAGGUCCUGGUUUUCUAGUUCCCAAGCUGAACCAAGUCAACUCAGUUUCCCUAAAAACAGUAAAUCUAUUGACGAAGCUGACUGUGAUGGAGAGGCAGAUCUGCAGGGUCUAGUUUCAAAUAUUUUGGAUGAAGCAGAUUCACAGGAUAGCUUCUACAGUGGGAGCCUACCUACGCGUAAUCCCAUCUGGUCUCCAAAGGCACUGAAUGAAGAACUGCUGCAAUAUUUACAGUGGGAGGCAAAGACUCCCAAUAACUCUUCCUUUCCUUCAAACCAUCUGUCACACAAGGCUUUCAGCAAUGUACAGCUACAGUCGGUGCUCAAAAAUGGUGAUGGGCUGAGUCAGCAGUCCAGUGGCCUUGGUGGCAAUAAACAAUGUUUUAGUUUGCCAAAUGGAGACAAUUAUUCCUUGCAUUCUCAAAAACCACCGCCAGGUCUACCACUGCCCCAGACACAUAACACCAAACCAUCACAUAUGCACCAAAUGACUGACAUCAACAUGUCACCUUGCAACGACAGAAGAAACAAUCAGCCUUUGAAUAAUUUCCCAGAACUUAGUAGCAUUUUUCAUCACCAAAAUGAAAUCAACAACUCCUGCUUUGAUGCGCAUCAUGGAGAUCACUACACUCAGAGCAGUGUAAAUUCAUUCUGGAAUGAAAAUUGUGUACCAGAAGACCCGAACCAACUGGUCAGCAGUUUUCAGUCGUUCAUACCAUCUGAGCAUAAUGGCACUUGUCAUGAUGACUUUCCAAACAUUCACAAGCAGACAGUGGGCUUGCACAAAGACGGAUUGCCUGAACAGUGGAAAACCUCCAGUCCUGCAAUGUCAAUGUUAAGUUUUCCUGCAAUGCAAAGUCUGAAACAACUGUUUGGAGACGUUGGGUCAGUGCAAAGGGGAAGAGCUGAAGAAGCAAGGAAACAAAACCAUCAUGCCUGUCGAGGUCCUCUUGAUUUCAGCCCUCAGCAUGUAGAGUACUUUCAGAAGUCAAAGGCACUUUCUGCGCAUUUCAACUUCCCAAACCAACACCAAAACGGGAGGAGCAUUCCCAAUGAGAGCAGUAAUCUGAGAGUGAACCACUUUGCAAAACAAGUCCAACCGAGCCACAUCCAAAAUAAUAUGAACUCCCAAAUGGAGAGAGGGAAAACGAAGAUGCAGAUGUCUGGAUUUCAUGGAGAUGGCUUCUCUGUGAGGCAACAAGGCAACAUAACAGAGGGACGUAUACAGCCUCUCUCACCAUACCCACACUUUAACUUACAGGGGAACAUGCAGUCUGCUAGACCUGAUAGAGAGAAGAACACGUCCGGCGCAGGGCAUGCACCACAUUUCAUACCUUUAAUGUAUCCGGUAAAUGACCCCAGGAGGUGCUCUGGCAUUCCCAUGAGCUCAAACUUCAUCUCUAGAUCUACAGUGCCCUAUGGAAAUGGUGUCUCAGGCAUGAAUGUAAACGAGAUGAUGCCGACUAACGAGGCUGCAGCUUUUAGCUCCAGUGUCAGUAACACAAAGGCCCACAGAGCAGGGAACACCUUUGGCAUGGCACCAGCUUUGGCAUCCUCACUAAUGAGUCAGGGAGGGCCAGCAGUCCAGCUCUACGUCUCCCUGGAUGACUGCUAUGAACAGUGGAGGUGUUUGGAGAAGGGAAGGAAGAAGAUGGAGAUCUUUCUUAAAAAGAACUUUCCUGGGAAAAAAACCUUAAUAACGACUAGCAACAGCCUUCCCGAAUAUCCACCAAACCCCACAAGAGUGGACCACCUGGUUAUCAAUCUGAUGAGAGAACAAAUAAAGGUGGAGAGCAUUCUGGUUAGAAUGAAGUGUCUGUGUAGCAUCCCGCUACACAUCAGCAUCGAGAUGGCGCUAAGAAAUCACUACGUGGCUCUUUGCAUCACACAGGCCAGAUGCAAGGAGGGCAGUGACAAGUGGACCAAAAUCCAGCAGCAGGGAGUUGGUUUCACUGAGGACAGAGAUAACCUGUUGUUGAUCGCUGCGCUGAACGAGCUGGCUGCUACGACCAGGAGGCUUUGCACAGCUCUGUGGUGCACCCUGCAGAUGACCAUGCAGCCACCUGUCCUGGUGCAGGAACAUCAUGCUUGUGAGGAGCCCACAUGCACUGAGAGGUGCUCCUCUCUGUUCCAGGGUUACACUUUUUGUUUAUAAAUGAGCUUUAUUCCAGCAUGAGUUAAACAUGCUCAUGAGGUGAACAAAGUCAGUGUUCCAGACUUACUAAUUUACAUAAACAUGACAUUUUAUCUUAAAAAAAAAAAACAGGGAUCACUUGAAAGAAGUGAGAUGCAGUUUAAUGCUUGGAAAUGACUGGAUUGUUUACACCAGCAAGCAUCUUUGCUUGUUUUGGAAUGACAUGAAAUGCAUUUUACAACCUGCUAAAUGUUAACUUACUUUCACCGAAACAGUUUCAGCUUCAAAUCAGCAUAAAUCUUGUCCCAUGAAAGUUUUAUUUAAGGACACUAUUUAUGUCGAAGAUUCCCGGGAAUUCUUCAUUUUACUUAUUUAUUGGAACAUAAUAGAACUCAGUUCUAUGUGUUCCCCAACAAUGACUGAAUCACAAAGGCAGUAGUUUCAAGUAACUAAACACUAAAUUGUAUCCCUUAAUGUUCCAAUCAAUCCUUUUUACUUUUGCAACUUCAAGAUUUUGUAAUCAGAGGGUUCUUAUCUGUGGUUCAGUUACAAAUGUCCUAAUAAUACUCAAGUCUUCUGGGGGUGGGGGGGUCCGUUUAUUUAAACGCAGUAAUCAAACUUCCAUUAAGUUAAUGUUGUAAGAUAAUUUAUCAGUGAAGGUUUUCCAUUUAAUGUGGUAUUUUAAGUCUAUUUAAAAUUAAAACAUUUCAGACCUUUUAAAAUGAAAACAAAUGUUUAGAAAACAUAAUUUUGUGUCUCCAUUUCUAACAUUCAGUCAAAACUUUGGAUCCAUCCAUACUUUAAAAAGUUGUGAAUGUUGAGGGCUUGCUGUGUUAUCAGUGAAUUGUGCGGGUUUAUAAUUGAUCUUGCAGCUCUGAGUU
Molecule: messenger RNA, 3438 nt
Organism: Nothobranchius furzeri (turquoise killifish)
Lineage: Eukaryota; Metazoa; Chordata; Actinopteri; Cyprinodontiformes; Nothobranchiidae
Gene: meioc
Product: minamoto
Biological process (GO): mRNA stabilization; female meiosis I; meiotic cell cycle
Cellular component (GO): cytoplasm; nucleus
Source: RefSeq, a predicted model, not a curated record